CACACCCUUGUCCCCUGAGUGCCUGCGCAACGGCGGUGAGCCACCUGUCCGUGUCAAUUUGAAUUCUCAACGAGUGCGCCAGUCACGUAAACGCUUGGUGCAGCGGUGUCUACCUGAACCUUGGUGUCUGUGUUUGCGUGUCUUCUUUGUGGCAUCACGCGUCAACUACACUGAAUGUUUUCUGCCACUGCAUGGAUCGCUGUGCUACACUCCACUGUGGCAAUGGCGGCGAGCUACGGCCCCGUCAUCGCGGGACCCCGCUUGGUUCCAGCCAGCGUCACGAGGAACCUGCGGAGCACCAGUUACACCGCUACGAGUGUCCUCCACGUGGCGGAGAGCACCCCAUCAGAGGUCACUGGGGUGAGCCGACGUAGCUCAGCACCGCGGAACCACGCCCCGGGAAGAAAAAGGCCCGGUGACGACUUCGGCGUCAGCUACGUCGGCAGCCCGCCAGACUCCGAGGAAACCGGCAUUUGGGCGGACAUGGUGGUGUCCAAGCUGCGCAUGCAGGCCAAACCCAGCCUGGGCGCCGAACCGCAGCCGGACAGGCGGCGCAGGCCACCGCCUGCCCCCGCCAGAAAGAGGCCCGUCUACGUGCCCCGGUUCACUACGGCGGCUGGCGGCACCGCCAGCAGCAACGGCAACGUCCGCAGAGGCAGAGGCAGCAACAGCCGGCCGGCGCGUGCCAAGCCGCCUCGCUACAUGUAUUGGAAGACCGUUUCGUACACGCCAUUCCCGUUCUACGGAUUUGGCUACGGACCGUAUGGCUUUGGAUACGGCUGGAAGCCGUACGGCCCGUGGGCGACAUACGGCUGAAAUCGAGCCGCCUGUUGCUGCCUUGCUAUUCUUGCCUGUUAGUGCGGUCUCUUUCCGUGGGCGACUUUGGGGACCCGAUCCGUCCUUCACAUUUCGUCACUUCUUCCUCUAGUGAACCCAUGCGGACCAGGACACGUGAAAAUGACGGAGCACACGUGCAUUACGCGGAACUGAAGCUCCCCGUUACUUGCUGGCUCACGCUUGAAGCAAGAGCGCGGGCUCCGUGUGAAUAAAUGACUACAGAGCAACCAGAUCAUUUGACAGGUAUACGUAGCCAAAGACCACCAAGAAGCAAGAAAGUGCUUUCAUGCUGAACACAAAAUAAGUUGACAAAGCAUUCUAACUCCAGGAAUUCGGACAUGACACCAAACUAUUUAUUUUUGCCGCUAUUUAGCGCUUGUUAGCAGACCUUCGACCUUAAUUGACAUUUUAUUGCCCCUAAACCUAUUGUUAUGUUGCCUGCUUUUGCGCCGCCAAUACUCCCAGCUGUCUUUUACUAUUCACUGCAGAUUCAAUAACCUUCCCGCUAUUAUUAUAAAGCCCAAGUCCUCAGGCUUCAGAAAGGAAGUCAUUAUUGACCUCUGCGAUAUGGGCCCAAAAUAUUCCUGACGGUUUGCGUGCUAUCCCCACAUGCUACGCAUACGUAAUCAUAUUCGGCAAAUUUUCUUCUGCAACAGGUGUUUGCACAUAUGGGGCGUUAUAACGUAAAACUAUUUCAAACUUUUCUAUUCCAAUUCUGCAAUCAGCCCCUCCACAAUUGAUCAAAACUAUUUUGGACCACCCCCACUUAACCUGUCUAUCACGCGACGUCACGAAAACCGUAAUAGCUCUCGAUCUGAUAUGACGUGUACACACUGAUUAUGCAUGAUUUGAUUGAACAAAAGAAAAAUUGUUAUUUCUGAUUAAACCCCUGUUCGCCAUUAGCCCUCGGCUAUUGGUCAUACGUUUUCGGGCUGCAACCACUUCACCUGCCUGUCAUGCGACGUCAGAAAACCGCAAAAACUCACCGCGUCGAAGUGACGUGUACGCGAUAAAGAUGCAUUAAUAUGCCGAACAAAACUGAAUUUUCUUCUGAAUAGACGCAGGCUGCCCCGUUCCGAAAGGAAUAAAAGAUGGCUGCCGCCGAUCGCUCAGAAACUGGCGACUCGCACCUGCCGGAGAGCAUUGGUUUAAUUGCGUAUAGUAAAACUUUUUUCGUGGCCGUGUAAUGUUUUCGAGCACUUUCGGCACGUUUAGGACCUCGUUCUGCCAAUUCUUCUUUGCUGAGGAUUCGUGUCACCGUCAUUCUUAUGCUUCCAUUGCAUGCCGCACAAAUUUCGACGAGCCGCCGCAGUCUAAGUAAGGGAAAGCGGACCAACCGCAGACGCCGGCACCAACCUCUUGAUCCGGUUAUCGAUUUUCAGUGCAGUGGCUCGGCCCCAUCAAAUCCCUAUCCACUUGAGCGCGCUCCCUGCCUCUUGUCAGCCAAUAAGACAAGCCGCUCAGUGGAGGCAACGUUAUUUGUUUUUCAAGCAAACAAAAAGUACCUCCUACGAACGAGGAGAGCGUUUGAUUAGUCUGUUCAGACAACCCUGCGGGUGACCGCCCGAUGCUUGCGUCGGCGGUUACGCAAAUUUGACGUCAGGAAUUUGGAAUAAAAACAUAUUGGAAUAGUUUUACGUUAUAGGACUCUAGCUGAAUUAGCUACGAACAGUUGUGAACUAUCUUUGAAUUACUGAAAAACUAUUUGUUUUACUUUAUUUUUUGCUGUUAGAUAUUUCCAUCACUGACUUCUACUCCAUUGCGCAUAUCGAGUAUGCAGUUUCUACCUCUUCAAAUUUACGUUUAACAUUCUGUUCCUUGUCAGUGUCUUGGUUACUGACCAGGAUCCUGCUUUUCUCUUUGUUUUUCUUCUAUGUGUGUACACAUUUUUUCUUUUAAAUAUAGCUCAAAAACCUUAGCUGUCC
Dermacentor albipictus is the source of this 2762-nucleotide messenger RNA. RefSeq lists its product as uncharacterized. NCBI's taxonomy places the organism in Eukaryota, Metazoa, Arthropoda, Arachnida, Ixodida, Ixodidae. The record is from RefSeq and is a predicted model, not a curated record.